AUGGUUGGUCACCAUGUGAUCCAUGGAGGCUACAACCGGAUAGAUGGCACCGGCCAGUACUCCAGCCGGAACUUUGCCGUGGGCAGCUUGUGGCGACGCAUGGUCGACUGGUUCGACUGGAUGCUGCCAGAGGCCUGGAGUGCUUACCAUAACCAGAUUCACCACUACCGCGUGAACGAGCCCGCGGAUCCGGACUUCUUCGAGAAGUACACGGACACUUGGAAGCUGAAUCGCGAGUUCAUGACGGGGCUCUCCAUGCUGUUCUUCAAGUGGGCCUUUGCUGCACCGAACACCUUCAAAGCCCUGAAGCUGGCAGAGCGCCGGCGCCGUCAGCAGCCCCUCCCAGAGGGCUUCGACCCGACGCUGACGAUGACCAUCUACCAGGUCUUCCGAUUGGAGGCUUUAGGCCAGGGUGUGUACACAGCCUUCGAGUUGAUCACCCGCGUGAUGGGGCCAUACCUCCUGCUGCACUUCUUCUUGCUGCCACUGCCGCUCCUGGUCGCUGGGCCGACCUUUUUCUGGCAUGGCGUUGCGAACCUUUUCCUCGCUGAGCUGGUGGCGAACAUCCAUGGCUUCUUCGUCACCACAUUCAACCACACCGGUGCAGACGUGUACUCCUUCGAGCGUGGCUGCGCUCCCAAGUCGCCAACUUUCUACCUCCGCGCGGUGAUCGGCUCGGUGAACUGCUCCACGGGCGGCGAGCUCAACGAUUUCCUGCAUGGAUACCUGAACUACCAGAUUGAGCACCACCUCUGGCCGGACCUCUCCAUGCUGUCCUACCAGAAGGCACAGCCGCAAGUGAAGGCCAUCUGCGAGAAGCAUGGGGUUCCCUACAUUCAGGAGAACAUCUUCGCGCGGAUGGCCAAGGUUCUGCAGAUUUUCACCGGCCGCGCCCGCAUGCGCCGCUUCCCAGACCACUUGGAGAGGGAGGAGGAUCUGCUCGACUGGGACGACCGAUCGGCUCGCGACCCGAGCUCGGGUGAAGAGGCGCCCAGGCUGGUGGUCUCCUGA
Symbiodinium natans is the source of this 1011-nucleotide messenger RNA. Lineage: Eukaryota; Dinophyceae; Suessiales; Symbiodiniaceae. The record is from the annotation of a GenBank genome assembly.